This is a messenger RNA of Rana temporaria (common frog), 1839 nucleotides long. RefSeq names its product fucosyltransferase 7 (gene FUT7). Bases 474 to 1520 code for a protein of 348 amino acids. The record is from RefSeq and is a predicted model, not a curated record. The transcript is spliced from 2 exons. Gene Ontology annotation, molecular function: alpha-(1->3)-fucosyltransferase activity. Gene Ontology annotation, cellular component: membrane. NCBI's taxonomy places the organism in Eukaryota, Metazoa, Chordata, Amphibia, Anura, Ranidae.
AAAAUAUAACGUAUUAUAGAGAAAAAGUCCUGUGUGUACAACAGCCAGAAAUAAAUCUGCAUGUUCAUAAAGACUUACUGGCCAUUGCGUUACCCAGAUGUGUAACAGUGGUGAUACGUACUGAACUGAGUCAGUGUUCCUGAGCACUGCAGCACAUCUUACACAGUGGUUUGAAGAGGAAGGAGGAGGGCACACAUAGCCAAAAAGCAGAAGGAACCGAGUGCAAUGGCAGCUGUAAAAGUGCAGACACCUUUACACGGACACUCCGAGGAGUUGCCACCAAGACACCUGCCUACAGGCUCCACUAUAGCCUGCAACCCAGAAGGGGGUGAGAAACCCUGUGCAGAAUGCAAAGAGGACAGGUGCACUUUGUGGUGUAAGGGUCUCCAAGUCAAGGCAAGCAUCUAAUAAAGAUUCCUGGCACUUUGCCCUCAAUUAAUGGUCUAUUGGUGCCCACAUGCUGCAACAUCACAAUGGUGUUACCAAUGCCCAAAAUGCACAGGCUACGAAAUUAUAUGGCUCUAGGCAGCAUCUUUGUGCUGCUAGGUCUAGGAUGGAAUAUACAAUAUGUACUUUUUACUUCUGGUUCUCAACAAGCCAUGACUACCUCACAGGACGUUUACACCACAGUACUUAUUUGGCACUGGCCUUUCCACCAUCCUCUGAACAUCUCAGGAGACGUUUGCUUAGACCUCUAUAACAUCAAGAACUGCAGAUUGACAGAUAAUAGGGACAAGCUGAACCUUAGUCAUGUGGUGGUCUUUCACCAUAGGGAAUUAAAUAACAAAGGCCAUUAUAUGCCCACUGACCCAAGGAACCAUGCACAAAUGUGGGUUUGGGCAAAUCUAGAGUCUCCAUCCCACACCAAAAACCUUGGCAAAUGGAACAACGUGUUCAACUGGACCUUGACUUACAGAGAGGAUUCAGACAUCUUCAUGCCUUAUGGGCAGUUGGUUCCAAAACUACACAUGCAAUUUAAUACCUCUACUAAAACGAGCCUGUUGACCUGGGCUGUUAGUAAUUAUCACCAAACUCAAAAACGGGUGCAAUUCUUCAAGGAGUUUUCAAAAUACCUCAACGUGGAUGUGUAUGGAAAAGCCAGUAAAAAGCCACUGGGUUCAUCAUGCCUUCUUCCCACCAUAUCCCAUUACUACUUCUACCUCGCCUUGGAGAAUUCAGUCCAUAAAGACUACAUCACCGAGAAACUUUGGAAAAACUCCUUCCUAGCUGGAUCCGUCCCUGUAGUGCUGGGCCCACCACGAGAAAACUAUGAGAAAUUCAUACCUGCAGACUCUUUUAUUCAUGUCUCUGACUUCCCAUUAGCCAAAGAUCUAGCAGAUUUUUUAAAGUCCAUGAACAUAGAGCGUUACGAACGAUACUUUCGCUGGCGGCAGGAGUAUGGUGUAAAGAUAUACAAUGAUUGGAGAGAGAGAUUUUGUAUGAUCUGUUCCAGAUAUCCUCAUCUGUCCAAGGAUAAAGUCUAUUCUAAUUUAGAAAGCUGGUUUAUAGGCAAUAGUUAAGGGAGGCUGGUCCACUUUGAAGUUUGUCCAGCUCACCAACAGAAAAAGUUAUGUCAAAGAAAAGGUACUGUUCAUAACAACCCACCUCCUUUAGAUAAUUUAAGCCUGGAUCUGAUUGGUUGCUACAGUGGUACUAAAGUCUAAAUGUGUCUAACAUUAAAGUAAACCUAUAGGCAAAACAUCCCCCCCCCCCCCCAUUUUGGAUAGAAUAAGGGAGACUUAUAACCCGUCAGAUUUUUUUUCGUCAUCUUGUGAGAUUUUCCUUAGCUUGCUGUCCCAUAGCCAAAUAGGAAGUGAGAGGAAAUCCCUGCAAAUUAAC